Penicillium lagena is the source of this 1725-nucleotide messenger RNA. Its product is annotated as Auxin Efflux Carrier superfamily. Gene Ontology annotation, biological process: transmembrane transport. Gene Ontology annotation, cellular component: endoplasmic reticulum; membrane. Lineage: Eukaryota; Fungi; Ascomycota; Eurotiomycetes; Eurotiales; Aspergillaceae. The record is from RefSeq and is a predicted model, not a curated record. The coding region runs from base 1 to 1725 and encodes 574 amino acids. The transcript is spliced from 4 exons.
AUGGCCAUUUUUAAAGCGCCCCGUUCCUUCCAGAAUGGCGACGCGCUCUCCUCUGCCCUGACCGCAAUGGGCGCUUCCGACCAUGCCAGUCAUCCCUCCUUCCUCCAUCUAGUCCUCUUGGUCUUUGAGGCCGUUCUCGAAGUCAUCUGCGUCAGUUUGCCGGGCUAUAUCGCUGCCCGCCAGGGCAUGUUAGAUGCAGAUGCCCAGAAACUGCUGGCCAAUCUCAACGUGACCCUCUUCACUCCCUGUCUUAUCUUCAUCAAGCUCGGCUCCCAACUGACAGCAGAAAAGCUGACCGACCUGGCCAUCAUCCCCGUGAUCUUUGUCGUCCAGACCGUCGUCUCAUACUCCUGUUCCUUCCUUGUCUCACGAUGCUUCCGAUUCAAGAAGCGCAAGUCCAACUUCGUCGCUGCCAUGGCGGUGUUUGGCAACUCUAAUUCCCUCCCCAUAUCCCUCGUGGUCUCGCUCUCGCAGACUCUCCAAGGCCUCCACUGGGACCGCAUCCCGAACGACAACGACGAUGAGGUAGCCGCCCGGGGGAUUCUAUAUCUGCUUAUCUUCCAGCAGCUGGGCCAGCUGGUCCGCUGGAGCUGGGGAUACCAUGUUCUGUUGGCGCCCAAGGAACGAUUCCUCGAGGAGGCCGAGCGCGCGGAUAUCGGACGCACGCGCAUCGAGCAGGGCCAGGCGCAUUACACCGAUAAUCCCGACCCGACAGAACCGGACGAGCCGCUGGUGCGCACCCGUGAUUCGGAUGAUGUGGAGCAUCAUGACGGCGGGUUCCAGUCUGGAGAUCAGACUCCUGUGACGGCGCGAACGUACUCAUACACGAAGCUGUCCGCGCUUCAUUCCGACGAUGCGGCGGAUGAAGAUACUGAUCAUGAAGAAACGCCGUCGCUGCUCGGCCCACCGCCGCGAGGCCCGUUCCUACCUCGUGAGAGCUCCCAGGGCCAUAUCUUAUCGUUUCCAGAUGUCGAGGUGGCGGCACGAGAAGCGCACGAAGCAGAACAGACCCGCCUCCAGCACUGGAAAACCUCUCUUCGCCGAAAUAGUAACCGCUUCCGACGCGGGUUUGAGAAGCGAACAAACGCAGUAUAUCAGCGUCUCCCAACUCAUGCCCAGAAGGGGCUCACAGUCUUCACUCGUGGAGCAACCCGCUUCCUCCACGGAUUAUGGGACUUCAUGAACCCGCCCUUGUGGGCGAUGCUGGUCGCAAUUAUUGUUGCCUCUGUCCCAGUGCUCCAAAAUCUGUUCUUCGACGACGGUACCUUCGUCCGCAACUCCGUCACCCGUGCCAUCGAUCAGAACGGCCAGGUCGCCGUGCCGCUGAUCCUUGUUGUACUGGGCGCCAAUCUCGCGCGCAAUACCCUCUCUGAAGAAGCCCGAGCUGACAUGGAGCACCCGCAUGACGAGCGCAAGCUCAUUAUCGCCUCUUUGAUUGCGCGCAUGCUCCUGCCAACUCUUAUCAUGGCACCGUUCCUGGCUCUGCUGGCCAAGUACGUCCCCAUCAGCAUCCUCGACGACCCCAUCUUCAUCAUCGUUUGUUUCUUGUUGGCUGGUGCACCCUCCGCGCUGCAGCUGGCGCAGAUCUGUCAAAUUAAUAACGUCUACGUCGGGGCUAUGUCUAAGCUGCUUUUCCAGAGCUAUGUCGUCUGGAUCCUCCCAUCCACGCUCGUCCUCGUCGUGUGCGCCUUGGAAGUAGUGGAAUGGGCCUCCGCCGCGACCUAA